Molecule: messenger RNA, 2031 nt
Organism: Arabidopsis arenosa
Lineage: Eukaryota; Viridiplantae; Streptophyta; Magnoliopsida; Brassicales; Brassicaceae
Source: the annotation of a GenBank genome assembly
CACUCGUCUAGAAUGGCUUAGGGUCGAAAGAUGCAAAAAACUCGAGUCAAUUCCGGGUCUUCCCCCCUCCCUCCAUUUCCUAGAAGCAAACGAUUGUGUAUCACUCCAUGUCUGUCUUUGUCUUUUCGGUCAAAACAUCUGUUUAUAUUUCAUGGCGAUUUGUUUCCCCAAGGAAACAAAUGCCAUGAAGUGGAUGUGACCAUGAGCGAGAUUAUAUUUGAGUUCAGCUGCGAUUUCGGCAAUGACAAGAUUAUAGAGUGUGGUGUACAGAUCAUGACAGAGGAAGCUGAGGGUAGCAGCAGCAGGCAAUUGGACAACUAUGAUACUGAGAGUAGCAGCAGCGAAGAUGGAAAUGGAGAAGAAAACAUCAAAACCAGUAAACAAACAGAGUAUUCUGACGAAGUGGACAUCGAUGAGAAAGAGAGUAUCUACGAAACUGGAGGCGACGAUAAUCACCUCACAGAUGGAGAUGGAGACUAUGAAGCAGAGGGUUUCAAGUUCUCUGAAAUGGAAAACAUCAACACCAGUAAACGAAUGCUGCCCGAAACUCGUGACAAUUCCGGCUCUUCCCCCGUCGCUCAAGUAGGAGAUAGAGAUCAAGACAAGGAGACCAUACGAUUCAAUCAGUUCCAGGUUAUUGGAGCAGUGCCUUCUGUUGUGAGCAUAAAAGGCAGAAGUUUUAGGGUUUCGCUCUCAUACUCUCACUUUCGUAGCCGCAAGACUCCUCUCAGAUUCUUACUUGCAGGAUUUGGGGAACAGAAGAUGGAGUUACGUAGCACUACAAAACACAAGAGUGGAACCAUUCCGAGUGUGAUAUUUAGCAACACCAACGGGUACAAGCUUGAAGAGUUGGUCAAGGGUAAACCGGACGGCAAGAAAGCCGUUCCUGGAGCACGGAUUAGUGUUCGCUACAUUGGAAAGCUUCAGAAGAAUGGGAAGAUCUUUGUUGACUAUUCAAAAACACCGUUUGAGUUUAUUCUAGGUUCUGGAGAAGUUCUUCAGGCAUUCGAAUUUGGUGUUGGAGGUUUUCUUCCAGGAGUCGAAUCUGGUGUUGAAGGCAUGCUUGUUGGUGGCAAAAGAAGGAUUACAGUUCCUCCACUUAUGGGGUAUGGCAAGGGCGGUGAUGGUAAACUGGUUCCUCCUAAUGCUUGGCUAGUUUUUGAAGUCGAACUGCUUGAUGUUAGUGCUGGAAGCUCAAUGAUUGAAGCCACUUCUGAUGUGACAACACACGAUAAUGGUCUCACCAUUGAAGUGUUGGUCAAGGGUAAACCGGAUGGUAAGAUAGCUGUUCCAGGAAAAUGGAUUCGUGCUCUCUACACUGGAAAGCUUCAGAAGAAUGGGGAGAUUUUCGAUUCCAAAUUCAGCAAAAGACCAAAAACGUUCUGCCUAGGAGGUGAUCAUAAACUUGGUUUGGGAUUCAGUUUUGGCAUAACAGGCAUGCAUGUUGGUGAGAUAAGAAAGAUUACCGUUCCUCCAGUAUACGGGUUUGUUGGUAAACGGGUUCCUCGUCAUGCUUGGCUGGUUUUUGAAGUCGAACUGGUUGAAGUUGUUGAUGAUGGUAUCUACUAUGAUUAUGAUGGCUGUUUGUUAGAUUACAUUUUAGAGGCAACAAGAUCCAGAUAAACAAACCUUAUUUUGAAACCUGAAUAUAUAUAUGUUCCAAAAGUUUUCCACCUUGUUUCUGUUUGGGAAAACUUAGAAGCGGAAUUUGGUGGAUGAACCAAGUUAGAAGUGUAUGCUAACCGGGUUAAUGUAGGUUUUUGGGAGGGUGUACAAAACCGGUUUGGUUCAUGUAAUGUUUGUGCAAAGUAGUUUUUUCUUUUGGUGCGGAGAUGUACUUUUGUAUUUUGCUAAUGUACAAGUAUUUGUUCAUUUCAGUUGUGUUUGUUUUCCUAUGAUUUGAUUUUUGUAACCAAAAAUUGAAUCUUGCAAGUGCAUAUCUUGCUGGGUGCAUGCAUAUUUUGGUCUAGUCCGGUUCAGUUCAAUACCGGGCUACUUAUCUUGAUUUUCGAAUGAAUUGAUUAAAUGAUU